Apodemus sylvaticus (European woodmouse) is the source of this 1520-nucleotide messenger RNA. RefSeq names its product phosphoserine phosphatase (gene Psph). The transcript has 8 exons. The record is from RefSeq and is a predicted model, not a curated record. Gene Ontology annotation, molecular function: magnesium ion binding; L-phosphoserine phosphatase activity. Lineage: Eukaryota; Metazoa; Chordata; Mammalia; Rodentia; Muridae. Gene Ontology annotation, biological process: dephosphorylation; L-serine biosynthetic process. Bases 619 to 1296 code for a protein of 225 amino acids. Gene Ontology annotation, cellular component: cytoplasm.
CAUUGCGCAUCCGAGAAACUUGUUCUCCGGUAAUCGGCACUCCGAAUCCUAAGGUUCCGUUGUGGUCGCCGCCCAUCGUCGCGGUUCCGCGCUUUAAGGAUUGCAGCGUGGCGGUUGCGCGGGCCCGCUGUGCAGGAAAAGUCCUACAGGUCGUGUGUGAGGGAUGCGUCGGCCUCAGCACUCGACUGGGCGUGACAGGAAGCAGAGACGUCGGCCUCUAUUUGCGGGGUGUCUCUAGCUACCGGACUCCGGGAUGCUUCCCUCAUACUCUCGCGAGGUUUCCCAGUGCAGGGAUCCGGCAUUGGGACGCAGCUUCUGAAAGUUCGGGAGCUCUUUCGAGCCAACUUAACAAACUAGGGAUCUCAGAUCAAACAAGCUGAGAUCUGGCUUCUCCAGUUGGAAGCGCACAUGCCAAACUGCUCUGGAGUCGCCGGAGGCAUCAGCAGAUCCCAGACCAGCCUUGAGUGAGGGCGGUGAUCUGCCUUACGGGUCCCCUCACUCAGGACGCAGUGCUCGCACGUUGCAGCAGCUCCAGACCUCACUGCUGCCGGAAAGUUGCAGGUACCGGAACCAAGAAGACCAGCCUGGCCCAGGAACCGCGGAGGAAAACUUCCCAGGAUGGUCUCCCACUCUGAGCUGAGGAAGCUCUUCUGUUCGGCGGAUGCAGUGUGCUUUGACGUUGAUAGCACCGUCAUCAGAGAAGAAGGGAUUGAUGAGCUGGCCAAAUUCUGUGGUGUGGAGGCCGCAGUGUCUGAAAUGACACGGAGAGCCAUGGGAGGAGCGUUGCCCUUUAAAGACGCGCUCACUCAGCGCCUGGCACUGAUCCAGCCCUCCAGGGACCAGGUACAGAGGCUCCUAGCUGAGCACCCGCCACACCUGACACCCGGCAUAAGGGAGCUGGUGAGCCGCCUCCAGGAGCGGCAUGUCCAGGUGUUCCUCAUCUCGGGUGGCUUCAGGAGCAUCGUGGAGCACGUCGCUGCGAAGCUCAAUAUCCCAACAACCAACGUGUUUGCCAAUAGGCUUAAGUUCUACUUUAAUGGUGAGUACGCAGGUUUUGACGAGAUGCAGCCGACAGCCGAGUCGGGUGGGAAAGGAAAGGUUAUUCGAUUAUUAAAGGAAAAAUUUCACUUUAAGAAAAUAAUCAUGAUUGGAGAUGGAGCUACCGACAUGGAAGCCUGCCCUCCUGCUGAUGCUUUCAUUGGCUUUGGAGGUAAUGUGAUCAGGCAGCAGGUCAAGGACAACGCCAAGUGGUACAUCACCGACUUCGUUGAGUUGCUGGGAGAACUGGAGGAAUGAUCUCGACUCCCCACUCACCCAGAACACCUCCACCUUUUCAAAGCUCCAGUCAGGCUCCUGGGAGAGUCUAGGAGACAGCUAUUGUUUUUCUACUGUAGUUCCAAUAUUAAUAUGACUACUAAUUACAUGGAGAGUUUUAUAUUCCGAAUUCUUUGUGUAUAUUCCUACAAAUAUUUUACCUGGAGCUUUCUGAGGUACAUAGUAAAUUAAAUGCUUUUACUCUA